Acomys russatus (golden spiny mouse) is the source of this 1478-nucleotide messenger RNA. It is a transcript of the gene P2rx4, whose product is annotated as purinergic receptor P2X 4. Gene Ontology annotation, molecular function: extracellularly ATP-gated monoatomic cation channel activity; purinergic nucleotide receptor activity; ATP binding. Gene Ontology annotation, cellular component: nuclear inner membrane; plasma membrane. The record is from RefSeq and is a predicted model, not a curated record. Gene Ontology annotation, biological process: response to ATP; monoatomic cation transmembrane transport. The transcript has 12 exons. Bases 80 to 1252 code for a protein of 390 amino acids. NCBI's taxonomy places the organism in Eukaryota, Metazoa, Chordata, Mammalia, Rodentia, Muridae.
GCUGGGCGGGGCUGCCACGGGGACCCGGAGGCGGCGAAGCGACCCGCGCUGCCCACAGCGCGGAGCGGGUGGCAGCGCCAUGGCAGGCUGCUGCUCCGUGCUCGGGGCCUUCCUGUUCGAGUACGACACGCCGCGCAUCGUGCUCAUCCGCAGCCGUAAAGUGGGGCUCAUGAACCGCGUGGUGCAGCUGCUCAUCCUGGCUUACGUCAUCGGGUGGGUGUUUGUGUGGGAAAGGGGCUACCAGGAAACUGACUCAGUGGUCAGCUCGGUGACAACCAAGGCCAAAGGUGUGGCGGUGACCAACACUUCUGAACUUGGGUUCCGGAUCUGGGAUGUGGCAGACUAUGUAAUUCCAGCUCAGGAGGAAAACUCCCUCUUCAUCAUGACCAACAUGAUCAUCACUGUGAACCAGACACAGAGCACGUGUCCAGAGAUCCCUGAUAAGACCACCAUUUGUAACUCAGACUCCAACUGCACUCUUGGCUCCGCGGGCACCCACAGCAAUGGUAGGAGAAUUGGGACUGGAAAGUGUGUUCCAUUCAAUGAGUCUGUGAAGACCUGUGAGGUGGCAGCAUGGUGCCCAGUGGAGAAUGAUGCUGGUGUGCCAACGCCAGCUCUUUUAAAAGCUGCAGAAAACUUCACCCUCUUGGUAAAGAACAACAUCUGGUACCCCAAGUUUAACUUCAGCAAGAGGAAUGUCCUCUCCAACAUCACCACUGCCUACCUCAAAUCCUGCAUUUAUGAUGCUCAAACAGACCCCUUCUGCCCCAUAUUCCGUCUUGGCAAAAUCGUGGAGGAUGCAGGGCACAGGUUCCAGGAUAUGGCGGUGGAGGGAGGCAUCAUGGGCAUUCAGAUCAAGUGGGACUGCAACCUGGACAGAGCUGCCUCCCUGUGUCUUCCCAGAUAUUCCUUCCGGCGCCUUGACACCAGGGACCUGGAACACAAUGUGUCUCCUGGCUACAAUUUCAGGUUUGCCAAGUACUACAGAGACCCUGCUGGCAGAGAACAGCGCACACUCAUCAAGGCAUAUGGCAUCCGCUUUGACAUCAUUGUGUUUGGAAAGGCUGGCAAGUUUGACAUCAUCCCCACCAUGAUCAACGUUGGCUCCGGCUUGGCGCUGCUGGGGGUGGCGACAGUGCUAUGUGACGUCAUAGUCCUCUACUGCAUGAAGAAAAGAUACUACUAUCGAGACAAGAAAUACAAGUAUGUGGAAGACUACGAGCAGGGUCUUUCUGGGGAGAUGGACCAGUGACGCCCGCCCCCACACGUCAACCCCACACAGGCCUCGUCGAAGCAGUGAGAUGCGAGAAAUGGCUGCUGCAACAUUCUAGAGAAAGUCCCAGAGUUCAGCUCAGUCUCCAGUCCACACAUACUCAGGGUUGCCCAGCAGGUCUUGUGUUGUUGUCGUUUCUGAGCCUGGGUCUUGCUCUGCAGCCCAGACAGGCUUCAGAUUCAAAUCCUCUGGCGUCAGCCUCCAU